AUGAUCACCAAAAAUGAAGAUGCCUCAAAUGAUCGAUGCGAUGCUUAUUGUUUCAAUACUCUGAAGAAUUUACUGCCGACCAUAGAGGAAACAAAGUUCAAACUCAACAACUAUGAAGAUCUGAUUCAGUCCAAAAAUGAACAGAUUUUAGAAUUGAAGAAGAAACUGGCUGAUCUUGAAAGACAUAAUGUGAAGAUCAAACAAAAUAGAAUUUGUUCCAACAUCGAAGAAUCAGGUGUUUCAUUGUUUGAAGCCCAAAUUAAUAAGACAACUGAUGAUUUCAAUCUACAAGACUUAAAUUACAACACUUUGAAUUGGCUUUCCAAUGCUAGUCAGAUAGAAGAUGAUUUAUUUGAGGACUAUGGGAAUGACCCUAUUGAGGCUUUCAAGGAUUCUACUCUAAAUAAGACGGACGAUUUGCAAAUUCAAGACUUACCUUUGAAUUGCCUUAAAUAUGCAGAAUCAACUUACAUUUAUGAGAUAUGGGUGCCCAAUGUGGGCAAUCAUAUGGUAUUAUGUGAUGAAUUUGGUUGGAUAGUGAUUCUCAAUCGAUUCAACGGUAGUGAAAAUUUUUAUAGAAAGUGGUACGAAUAUCGCAGUGGAUUUGGUUACCUAGAGGACGAGUUCUUUAUAGGUUUGGAGGUAUUGCAUCAGAUGACAUCAUCUCAAGGCUAUGACAUACGCAUCGAGCUUACGAGCUUCGACGAUUAUGUUUACCAUGCGGAUUAUAGCAAUUUUAUUAUAGGCAGUGAACAGGAGAAAUAUAGCUUGAAGUCUAUAGGAGGCCAUCAUGGCAAUCUUGAAAAUGCCUUUGAGUCUAAUAUUGGACAGAAAUUCACAACUUUUGAUUCGGAUAACGAUAAAUGGGUCGAGGGAAAUUGUGCUGUGCAUUAUUCAAGUGCCGGAUGGUUCGAUAAGGUGGCCACUAUGAAUCUCUUUGGCAAAUAUUUACACUCUGAAGUGAUGGAUGAGCAUGGCAUAUGGUGGAAGGACAAUAAGACCUGGAAAGCUGUAAAAAUUGCAAUGCGCCCAGAAAAAAAGGAACGAAAUUAGUAUACUCAUAUGCAAUACUAUGACAAACAUAACCAAAGAAAAUCCGAGCUGUGUGACGCACUGCUAAUAAAUUGUAGAUAAUGUUUGUUGUGAAACAACAACGUUAGUUCGUUUUUA
Messenger RNA from Drosophila sulfurigaster albostrigata, 1170 nucleotides. RefSeq names its product microfibril-associated glycoprotein 4-like. Lineage: Eukaryota; Metazoa; Arthropoda; Insecta; Diptera; Drosophilidae. Bases 1 to 1053 code for a protein of 350 amino acids. The record is from RefSeq and is a predicted model, not a curated record. The transcript is spliced from 3 exons.